Molecule: messenger RNA, 3597 nt
Organism: Cyclopterus lumpus (lumpfish)
Lineage: Eukaryota; Metazoa; Chordata; Actinopteri; Perciformes; Cyclopteridae
Gene: acsf3
Product: acyl-CoA synthetase family member 3
Exons: 10
Coding region: 141-1907 (588 amino acids)
Biological process (GO): fatty acid metabolic process
Molecular function (GO): medium-chain fatty acid-CoA ligase activity
Source: RefSeq, a predicted model, not a curated record
GAUUAAUACUGUUGCACCGUCCUCCACUACAAGACGGUACGCCUUAUAUUUAUGCUCACAGAUGUCUGAUAGCAGUGUGCAGAGGCUGAGGAUGGAGCCGUCUUGAUGUUCUGACUCCAGAGGGUCUGAAAAUCUCAAACAUGCUGUCUGGACGUGUUGCUGCUGCCUGCCGCUCCCUGAAGUGGACAUUACCUCACUGGAAAGCCACUCUUAACAAAACCUGUAGCCCAUCAAAGCCAGGGCGAUGGCUACUGGGAACUGUGGCUCAAAGAGGGGCCCAUAGAUGGACUACAGCGCCAUCAUCAAGGAUACACCAGCAGCCAGUGUUUAAAAGAGCGCCAGCAUUUGGAGAUAAGCUUGCGAUCAUCGACAGCAGCGGCGGCCACAGCUACAAGCAGCUGUAUAGCAGCAGCCUAAGUCUUGCAGGUAGAAUCAGCACCGCCCUCAACUCUGACUUUGGGGGUCUGAAAGGGAAACGAAUAUCCUUCCUGUGUGCUAAUGAUGCGUCCUAUACAGUGGCACAGUGGGCUGCUUGGAUGAGUGGCGGGACGGCAGUGCCACUUUACCAAAAACACCCUGAAUCUGAGCUGGAGUACGUCAUCUCUGACUCCCAGAGUUCACUGCUAGUGGCAGGGCAUCCCUACGCUGAAACGCUUGAGCCACUGGCACAGAGGCUUGGACUGCCAUGUCUGACACUGCCCUCCACUUCUAACCUGGACACUUCAGAAGGGACGGACCGCCAAGAGGAGGAGACAGGAGACAUCACAGACUGGGCUGAUCGGCCAGCUAUGCUCAUCUACACCAGUGGUACCACAGGGAGACCCAAGGGAGUUCUACAUACACACAGAAGCAUCCACGCCAUGGUCCAGUGUCUGCUUUCAGAGUGGGCGUGGUCCAGAGAUGACGUCAUCCUGCACACCUUGCCGCUCCACCAUGUGCAUGGCAUUGUGAACAAGCUGCUGUGCCCACUCUGGGUGGGCGCCACCUGCAUCAUGCUGCCUGAUUUCCAGCCUCAGAAGGUGUGGGAGAUGCUGUUAAGCUCCAAGGCUCCCCUGGUUAAUGUGUUCAUGGCCGUGCCAACCAUCUACUCUAAGCUGAUCCAGUACUAUGAUCAACACUUCACACAGCCUCACGUCAAGGACUUUGUCAAAGCAGUCUGCAAAGAGAGGAUCAGGCUAAUGGUUUCGGGCUCGGCUGCUCUCCCUCUUCCCACUCUGCAGCGCUGGGAGGAGAUUACAGGACACACACUGCUGGAACGCUACGGCAUGACAGAGAUCGGCAUGGCACUGUCCAACCCUCUCAGGGGCUCACGCGUCCCAGGGGCCGUAGGAUUGCCACUUCCUAGUUUCGAAGUCCGGAUCGUCAUGAAUAACACAACAAACACCAACAUUGUGGAGGGAAAUCACCGUGAGACUCGGGUACGUCCAGGUCUGGAGGGGAAAGAAGGGGAGCUCAUGGUUCGAGGUCCCUCUGUCUUUAAGGAGUACUGGAACAAACCUCAAGAGACCACAGAGUCUUUCACUGAUGACGGCUGGUUCAAAACAGGAGACAUCGCUGUCUACAAAGACGGUGUGUUUUGGAUCAUGGGCCGCAGCAGUGUUGACAUCAUCAAGAGUGGUGGCUACAAGAUCAGUGCACUCGAGGUGGAGCGUCACCUCCUGGCUCAUCCAGACAUCAUAGAUGUGGCUGUAAUUGGGGCCCCAGAUGCCACUUGGGGUCAGAAAGUCACUGCAGUGGUGCAGCUGAAGAAUGGGCAGACGCUGACCCUGCCAGAGUUGAAGUCCUGGGCAAGGGAGCACAUGGCCCCCUACACCAUCCCCACAGGCCUGCUGCUGGUGGAGGAGGUACCAAGGAAUCAGAUGGGCAAGGUCAACAAGAAGGAGCUCCUGCAACACUUCUUCCCAUGACUGGAUCUCUUCCAUAUGUAUGUCAACAUAGAUGUUCCUGGUGAAAAUGUGCAGAUGUACGCCACUUCACGGCUGUCCUAAGAUCAGACAAGUGUACAGAGGAAAUACAGUGUAAUGGAAAAAACACCUCAUAGAAAAUGACUUAACCUCUGAAGUAACUUAAUCACAGCUAUGAACACUGCUACAAAGGUACAUCUAUUACAUUGAUUGCCACUUGUGUUUAGCAUUGUUUAUCAGUUACUGUGCAAGAGAGGUCUGGAAAUCAUCCCUUUUGAUAUGUUAUGUAUUGAGGCAAUAUGAAACUCCACGAGAGCACACGAAAUGUGUGUCCAAAAUGAUCUGAAGUGGCAUCAAAAAUAGAUUCAAAUUCAAACUAACCAAUAUCGAUGUGACAGACCUAUAAUAUCUGAAACGUUGUAAAGUACUGUUAAUUGUUAUGCAACCUGAAAGGACCCACUUUUGUAGGGUUUGUAAUUGUGGCGUUGACUCUAAGUAGGUUGAGUAUGUGUUCACACUGGAGACAUGACACAAGUUAGUGUGCUCAAAACAGUUACUAUGCAGACUGAAUGGACAUGUUGUCCCAGAAUGGAACGGACAAAGGAAAUGCAGAUGGUAGUGAGACAGAAAACAAAGUAAUAAGCAUAAAAGCUUUGGGGAAAAAAAACAACUUUUUGCUAUCUUUCUCUCUCUGAAGUUCAUGUGACUGUAGCAUUAUGGGGCAGUUUUGCGAUAUCUUGUAUAGUAACUGCAAAAACAUUGUACUAUAAAGAUAUAGUACAUACUUUGUACAAUGUGUAUGUAGUACAGAACUGGGACUAAAAUACAAUGUUGUUAUAUUCCUGUUUAUGAAAUGUCUGCACCCAGAAGAACUGUUCAAUCUGCCUUAUUCAUGUCUGAGACUGAUAUCAAUAUGGCAACCUCGAGUAUCUGCCGAUACUUUUUCCCUAACUAAGAUGUUAAUAAUACAUUUGUAUGGAUGCACUUUGCCUCACCUAGCCAUCUAAAAAGCAUCAUGCUUAAACUGUGAACAAAUUAUUCCAAACCCCCGAGGGAAGAAAUGCACAGCCCAUAAUUUACUGCUGCCUCUUUUCUUAUUUAAACUUUUCCUCACAGCAGCAUUGUGGAUUAGUCGGCACCAUUCAAAUAUUAAAAUUGAAACUUUUGUUUAAAGGACAUUGUAAGUGUAGUGUAAAAUACUUGAUAUAACUCAACACUCAAUGUGGCCGAUACCUCGAUGACAUUUCUUGACACAUAGUUGAGGCUAAUCGUAUGAUCGCUGAUCCUAUUGGAUUAUAUAUAUGUUUUGCCUCCUGAUAUCUGAUUCAGGGAAUUUUAGAGCGAUACGAGUACUGAGCAUUGGAUCGCAGUGUCCUUUCCAUCAACUAGAUGUUUAACUGUUCCAAUAAAAUGACUGAUACACAGCGGUACCUGUUUGUGAAGAGUGCUUUCAGCACUUUUAUUGGUAUAUUCUGAUGUUAUUGGUGAAAAUUGUUUGAUCAGAGAAUACUAAUGGAGCGGUGUGACCAGAAUCCAAAAGCGUGCUUAAUUAAAUCGCAUUAAACCAAAUAAAAGACAAUGUGGUGGUAGAACAAUAAUGAACUGAAAUGGGAUCGUAGAGAAAACGCUGUUAUUGUGAGCGCUGUACACACGCUGGUGCACUCGAAUAACGGAUCAUGUUUUCCUGAAUAGU